Messenger RNA from Eufriesea mexicana, 1293 nucleotides. RefSeq names its product putative gustatory receptor 28b. The transcript has 7 exons. The record is from RefSeq and is a predicted model, not a curated record. Bases 1 to 1293 code for a protein of 430 amino acids. Lineage: Eukaryota; Metazoa; Arthropoda; Insecta; Hymenoptera; Apidae. Gene Ontology annotation, biological process: chemosensory behavior; male courtship behavior; sensory perception of taste. Gene Ontology annotation, cellular component: dendrite; neuronal cell body; membrane.
AUGAAGAAUUACGAAUUAUCGGCAAUGGUGAUAACGAUAUUGAAUUACUUGUUCGCGUUACGAAACUUCCAAGAUCCAAGAAAGGACACGUUGAAAUUCAUAUGCUGCUGUACCUACCAAAUUUCGUUGGUCACUUCGUACACCAUUCUCGCAUACAUUUUCAACAGGUUGAAUAUAAUAAUGGAACCGUACAACGUAGAACGCAUCAUGUACACGAUAUUGUACUAUGUCAUCAUCAUAGGAUACAUAUCUCUAGUGACGCUGGGUCUGUACCAUUCGAAGAACGUAUUGAAGCUAAGAAAGAAGAUUGACAAGGUGGACGAGCAACUUGAGAGCAUGGGCGACGAGACCGGGUAUCGCAGUAUUUUUCUUCGCGAGAGGAUCAUCAGCUUCUUCUGGUUUCUGUUAUCGGCAUUACUAUUUGGAUUGUAUUUUAAAUGGUUAACGUUGCAUCAUGAAAGAAUCGGGGAGUUCUAUAGUGUAACUUCUUUCAUGUUCGCUAUAAACGCUGGAUCGAUUACUCUUAACGACUUUAAGAUACACAUACAUUGGCUAGAACACCGAUUUAAACUGACCAACGAGCAUCUCCAUGCUUUCCUCUUCGACGGUGGUAAAACGAAAGCGAAGAAAUCCAACGAGGAAAUCAUCUUCAGACCGAGUUAUAAUUUUCCGAGUAAAUUUCAAUCGGACAUAUGGUUGUCGGAUCCCGUGUGCGCCAUCCGAGAACCACCCUUGAUCCACACAGCAAGCUCGGAACAGGGAUCGCGAAAAAAUUCGUCGCAGGUCGCCGAGAAAGUUCGUUCGUUCCAUCGAAUCAGAUUCAUGCACCUGCAACUCUGCCAGGUGUCGAAGAUGCUGAACGAGAUAUUCGACACACAGUUAUUGCUAUAUUCGUUUAUAAUAAUGGUAUACACUACUAUAUCUAUUUACUACAUAUAUGCGAUAGUUCGUAGAGCAGAAAUGGCAGAAAUCAGAAUGAGAAAAAUCUCGAUCAUCGUGUAUAUAUUCAACGGUUUGCUGGCUUUCAUGAAGAUCGUUGCAGUGAGCCAUAGUUGCGAAUAUACAAUGAAAGAGGCUAACGAGGCGAUAGAGAUCAUCCACUCGAGCUCUUUGUACGAAACAGAUGCUGAAUUAAAAGACCAGAUAGUUCAAUUUUCUCUGCAAAUAUCGCUCACGCAGCUCGGAGCAUCGAAAUCGACAGAGUACAAACUGAACUAUAACUUCAUUCGCAAGUGUUUGAACUACAUGUUGUCUUAUUUGGUGAUCAUGAUACAGUGGUGUCAGACCACGUAG